This is a messenger RNA of Mizuhopecten yessoensis (Yesso scallop), 1330 nucleotides long. RefSeq names its product testis-expressed protein 43-like. The transcript is spliced from 3 exons. The coding region runs from base 47 to 427 and encodes 126 amino acids. The record is from RefSeq and is a predicted model, not a curated record. NCBI's taxonomy places the organism in Eukaryota, Metazoa, Mollusca, Bivalvia, Pectinida, Pectinidae.
ACGUUCACGAGAAGUUAGCAGACAGUCGUGGGAAAAGAACGGGAAAAUGGCAGCAGAUCGGGGGCGCCGAAAUAUCAAUCAGAAAUUUGCUGAAAGCCUGUACAAGUACAGUCGCCCAAGGAUACCAGAAUAUUCUCGUAUGCAUCCUGUGGUGCCUCGUCUUUAUGUACAGGAAUGGAAGACUGACAUGAAGAACAGGGAGCUUAUUGUUAAGAAUGCAGAGCUCGGAGGAAUUCCUCACGUUGAACAUGAUGAAAACUUGUUCUUAGAAAAGCGUGAACAGAUGCACUACAAUGUAGAGGACCGGAAUCGUGUGGAGGGCAAGUACAGAAUGCCGAGUAGAGCAACACUACUCCAGCCAGACUUCCACCACGAAACCUCCAAAUAUCAGAGUGAACUGAUGUUCCGCAGAGCAAGUGACAACUGAAUAAGAACUAAACCUAUACAUUUUGUUCAAGUGCUUAUUUUAAUAUUUUUGGUAAACACAAUGUGCACUUCAUGAAAACAAUGUGAUAAAUUAAAGCAGUUUGAAUAUGGAUCCCAUCCACAUGUUUCGUGCAGUAUUAACUUAACCAGGGAUUGAAUACAUUACUUUGACAUGUCAGGUUAGUCAUUAUGAGAGUUUAAUUCAUAAAAGGCAUUCAAAUUGUCACUAUCAGUAUUAGUGUUAUAUCUUCACAGCUUGCCAUUCUCAUAUAAACUUGUGAAAAUUAAAUCUCGUUAUCACACAGUUGUAUUAUUGCAUUAUAUACCCUUUGCACUGAUAUUUAAUAUAACAUUCUUGUUAAAUAUUUGUUUAGUCUAUUUACUGUUGCAAGCUCUUUUGCAACUAUUUUCACAUGAUACAUACACAUCAAUUGCAUAUUUCUUGUACAUUAUGUUGAUCUUUAGGGUUCCUUUUGUAUUUAUAUGUUGCAUGCAGAGUUUUUACCGAAACAUAUUUUCCUCCUUUGGUUUGAAAAUAUUUCUCACAGGGGCUUUCAGUAAGUUUUCAAAAUAAUGAAUUUGAAAAGCAUGAAUUAUAUUUUGGGUUGACACCAACUUGUCUUUUCUAUUUUUGUCUUUUACUCUAUUGUGAAUUGUUAUCUUUUGUAAUAUUUCUGUACAUUGAACAAAGUAAAACUUUCAUUUUAUAUUUAAUAAGUACUUUUCUCUUCAUUUUUUUCUUCAAAAGAUUGAUAUUUUGUACAAACUUUCUCCUGUGAUAUAGUUAGUGUAUUUGAUCAUAAACACCUUGUACAUAUUCACUUUACAUGGAUGCACAAGUAUAGAUAGCUUAAUAUCGUUUUCUAUUUGUGGUGUUGAUAAUAAAAUUUUAUUGAAGUUUCAA